AUGAGGUUUCUCAAAUUCCGGAAUGCAUAUGUUUGCCAGGGACCUGAAUUUCUUCCUGAUGAGUUGAGGUGGCUUGAUUGGCAUGGAUAUCCUUCCAAAAGUCUGCCUAUUAGCUUUAAGGGAGACCAACUUGUUAGUUUGAAAUUGAAAAAAAGGCGCAUCAUACAACUUUGGAAAACCUCAAAGGAUCUAGGAAAACUGAAGUACAUGAACCUUAGCCAUUCACAGAAGCUAAUAAGGAUGCCAGAUUUUUCAGUUAUGCCUAAUCUUGAGAGACUGGUUCUUGAAGAAUGCACAAGUUUGGUAGAAAUCAAUUUUUCUAUUGGAGAUCUUGGAAAGCUAAUCUUGCUGAAUCUGAAGAACUGCAGAAAUUUGAAGACCCUACCAAAGAGAAUUCGAUUGGAAAAGCUUGAAAUUCUCGUUCUUUCAGGCUGCUCAAAGUUGAGAACAUUCCCAGAAAUAGAAGAGAAAAUGAAUCGUUUAGCAGAACUGUAUUUGGGCGCGACUGCUUUGAGUGAACUACCUGCAUCAGUUGAGAACCUUUCAGGAGUUGGUGUAUUAAAUAUAAGUUACUGCAAGCAUCUUGAGAGUCUACCUAGCAGUAUUUCUAGGUUGAAAUGUCUGAAAACAUUUGAUGUGUCCGGAUGCUCAAAACUUAAAAAUUUACCAGAUGAUUUGGGACUUUUAGUUGGUUUAGAGGAGCUCCACUGCACUCACACAGCCAUCCAAACAAUUCCGUCUUCUAUAUCUCUUCUUAAAAACCUUAAGCACUUAUCUCUCCGUGGAUGUAGUGCUUUGAGUUCACAAGUAAGUAGCUCAAGUCAUGGCCAGAAGUCUAUGGGUGUAAAUUUUCAGAAUUUGCCGGGUCUUUGUUCAUUGAUCAUGUUGGAUCUUAGUGACUGCAACAUUUCAGAUGGAGGCAUUUUAAGUAAUCUUGGGUUCUUACCAUCUUUGGAGGGAUUGAUUCUCGAUGGUAACAAUUUUUCCAAUAAUCCGGCUGCAAGCAUAAGUUGUCUCACUCGACUUAAAGCCCUUGCAUUGGCUGGUUGUAGGAGGCUUGAGAGUUUACCGAAACUUCCUCCAGGUAUAGAAAAGAUAUAUGCUGAUGAAUGCACAUCUUUGAUGAGCAUUGAUCAGCUAACCAAAUAUCCAAUGUUGCGUGGAGUUUCAUUUACAAAAUGUCAUGAACUUGUAAAAAAUAAAUGGCAUGCCUCUGUGGUUGAUUCAUUGUUGAAGCAGAUGCUCAAGAGACUAUACAUGAAUGGCACAUCUAGUAUGUAUUUUCCUGGUGUGGAGAUUCCUGAGUGGUUUACAUGCAAGAACUGGGGGACUAAAUCAAUCUCAGUGGCCCUGCCCCAAAAUUGGUUCACACCCACAUUCAGGGGGUUUACUGUUUGUGUUGUUUUUGACAUGAUGACUCCUUUCAUUUUAGGGAAAUUAAUGUCGAAUGAUCCCUUCAGUUUUCGUACUGCCAAAUGGCUAAAAAAUUUCCAAGGACUUGUGAUAUGGUUAAGGUUCACAAGCCAUGAUGGUUUGCAGCACAAAUUUCGGACAUGCAUCGGCUUAAUAGGAAGUGAAAAACCUGUUGGUUUAGGUAAUACUUUCCUAGCCCAUGUACCACUUCCAAGUUCUUGGCCGUUCAAGGAUGUUCUCGAUAACAAUCUUAAUAACCUCAUUCAGCUUGAGGUUGGUGUCUGUGAUGAUUUGCAUAAGGAUUUGGUGGUCAAAGGUUUGGGAGUGCGUCUUGUGUAUGAGAAUUGA
Solanum tuberosum (potato) is the source of this 1761-nucleotide messenger RNA. Its product is annotated as TMV resistance protein N-like. The record is from RefSeq and is a predicted model, not a curated record. The coding region runs from base 1 to 1761 and encodes 586 amino acids. Gene Ontology annotation, biological process: defense response. The transcript is spliced from 2 exons. Lineage: Eukaryota; Viridiplantae; Streptophyta; Magnoliopsida; Solanales; Solanaceae.